UACCCACCGCUCAGCCAAUCAGCGGGCCGGAUUCUGCUCGCACCUGCGCCGUGAGGGCAUCCAAGAUGGUUGACCGGGAGAAGACGGAGCUGUACCGGCAGGCUGUCCGCAUCGUUUUCUUGUGUUCCGUGUGGUUUACGAUCAGCUCCGGUGGUAAUGUGAUCAAUAAGCUGCUCCUGAAUGAGUUCCCGUACCCGAUCACGGUGUCCAUGAUGCACGUGCUGUCCGUGUGCCUGUAUCUCGGACCCAUCAUGCGGAUGUGGCGGGUCCCCCUACACAAGCCGGUUGCGUCAAGCUACUACAUGAAGAUGAUCGUUCCGCUUGCAGUGGGCAAGUUCUGGGCUUCCGUGUCCGCUCACGUCAGUAUAUGGAAGGUGCCGGUGUCAUACGCGCACACAGUGAAAGCUACCAUGCCCAUAUUUACAGUCAUUCUAGCCAGACUAAUAACGAAAGAAAAGCAAACAACUAAGGUCUAUUUUUCACUGAUGCCCAUUGUUCUGGGUGUGCUGGUUGCCACGGUAACAGAGCUGUCCUUUGACCUGAUUGGUCUACUUAGUGCCCUAUCGGCGACAAUCACAUUUGCUCUACAAAACAUUUUCUCCAAAAAGGCACUAAAGGAGACAGGGAUGCACCAUUUGAGGCUUCUACAUGUGCUGGGAAAACUGGCUACACUCUUUCUGCUUCCCAUCUGGAUCCUUAUGGAUGGCAGCAGGUUCCUCACAGAAGAAAGUUUGUCCGACAAAGAACAGUGGUUCUGGGUUCGAAUCCUAGGGCUGCUCGUCACCAGCGGCUUCUGCAACUUUGCGCAGAAUAUCGUGGCGUUCACGGUCAUCUCCAUUGUCAGCCCGCUUAGCUACUCGGUCGCGAACGCAACCAAGCGGAUCCUGGUUAUCACAGUCUCCCUGAUCACGCUGAAAAACCCCGUCACCUCGACCAACGUGUUGGGGAUGUUAGUGGCCAUUAUAGGAGUCCUCGCAUACAACAAGGCAAAAUACGACCAAAGACAGGAGGAGAAGAAGACGACGUUGCUGCCAACGAUUCACAAGAACACCUUGGUGCACAACCACUUCCAGCUCGAGUCCCAACCGAACGGCCCCACUUCCGCUUCCGGUUACAACCCGGCCUACCUGAACAACCUGCCCAACUUCAGCAGCAGCAGUGGCUUCACCGGAAACAGAAGUACCCCGGGAACGACGAGCACAUCCGGUUAUGUCGGCAGCCCCUCUGUGAUGAGUCAGACAAGAACGUACAUGGAUGUCUAGCAGGGUCUGUGGCCAGGGUUGGGGAAAUCUCCAGGCAGAUAUUGAGAUAAAGAAAGGCAAAAUUGUAACAUUUCUUGAUCUUUCUUCAGCUCCCAGUUCCUCAGAGCAACUGGUAUUUUGCUGCACGGAAUAUGAAUCUUGAGAAAUGUUACCAUGUUGCCUAUCAACAUCUGCUUAGAGAUUAGGGUUGAGGUACAAUUGUUAACAGUAACGUGGUCAAUGAGGCAAAGUAUGUUGCUAAGAUAGGAAGUCGUCACUGUGAAAAUUCUAUAACCUUUCAGAAUUGCUUUUAUUUCAUUUUCAACAUUGCUUUGAUUUUACUUACCUCAUAUGAAAGGAGUAACACUUCUGAAGAAAAGCUAAUGAUUUUUUUGUGAAAGUCUGUCGCAAAGUUGCGUCUUUUAUUUAUUUUCACUGAUGUGUAGUUGUUAAAAUGUUUUCCUUUUAACCUUUAUGUUUUUAAGUCUUUGCUGCAUGUGUCGUGUGGUAUGUAUGAGGAGGUUGAAGAAGAAGACAAGGAAUAAUGUACAUAAUCUUGGAUACCACUCAAGGAGAUAACCAUUCAAUAAGUGCAAACGUACGGAACUACAGUUCGCGUCCGCUGAAGGGUUUGGACGACACUGCAAUAUGCGCAACGAUCUUCGCAAACCUCUGUCCCAAUAAACGCAAUACUAAAUAAACGUACGCGGCAACGCCAUAAUCUCUACGCCAUGGGGAACCUAUUUUCGCCAUGGUAAUACCACAGCUUUAGGCUCCACCCUGAGGCGUUGUCAAAAAAUUCAAGCACAUAACGUUGUCUGUUCGAACAACCAGUAUAGAAGUUAGCGAUUCACUUGACGCGUGGCAGGAAAAUAGGAAAUAUUUGAAUUUUGUGGAGUAAUGUCCUAUGUUUUGAAUUACGUGUUAAACGUUUAAGGAAAAUGACUGUGGAAGUCCACAAAAUCUGAAAUAUUGAAAGAAUUUCUCAUCACUUGUAUAGAAAGAGACCCAUCCAAAGGGGUCGGAUUUAUUUUUGUGUUUGUAUGAUAGCAUGGUUCUUGUGGCAUAGUAAAGAUAGAAUUCUGUCUUCACUUGAAGUUGCGAAACAAGGGGCCUUCCUUCUAAACAGGAAAGACUACUCCACAUAUCAUUGAAGAAAUGGUAAAAAUUAAGCUGUAUAGACUUGUAUAAAGUACAAUGAAAUCUACAUUUUACUGGAGUCGUCAGAAUUCUUUGGUGUAUGUAAAAAUAGAUGACGAUAUGUUGUGUAUAAUACAAAUGUUCACUGCACGUCAGCAUCUUAUGCUUUAAUUAUGAGUAUUUUCCCCGUCUUUUUAUUCCACGUAAGCUGCUAGUUUUGUUUUUACCUUUAGCGUCCGUGUGUAUGAAAUAUUUGUCAAAAUCUGGAUUUGUUAUAAACGUUAAUUUGUGGCGUUUUGAUUAGUCAAAGCAAUACUGAACACCAUGUUGAACAACUUAUUUCAUCGAAAUAUUGUCGCACCAUGAAACACGUAACAAGAAACAGAAUACAGCUCAUAUGUGUGUAGUAGUCAUAUUUGUUAACGCGCGAAAACAGUAAAAUUACAGCAAUGAUUUCAGCCACUGUCACAGAUCCAGGGCUUUCCCACGACCAACCCCCGACUAUUUCCCAACCAAGAUCUGCACUGAGUCGGGAGCACCUGUUCCCUUCGACUAGAAGAAGCAGAAUAUGACUUCACCAACUUUGAUUUUUCGAAACGUAUGGUGCAGACGACAUUUAAAGAUUAAAAGUUAACCUCGCCGACCAACUCCCAAUCACAGAAGACCUCUCGUACGUCUGACUCCCAACCGUAGUCUGGAGAAGGUCGGGAGACCAUGGUCGGCUAUGUGUGACAGGAUUUUAAUAGUCAAAUGUCUCAAUUUUGCCACAGAAUAUUUUUUUCUGUAGUUAUUCUACAACUCAGAAGUAACUAACAAUCGAAAUCCAUUGUUGUCGGUUUUUUUAAUCAUGUCCACCAUUGCAAUUUUUGUGCUGCGUUGCUUUUCCUUGUUUCUGAUUUUAACAGCUGCUCGGAUUUAUUUCUUAGAAAAAAUGAUAAGAAUGCUGAGAAA
Molecule: messenger RNA, 3332 nt
Organism: Branchiostoma floridae (Florida lancelet)
Lineage: Eukaryota; Metazoa; Chordata; Leptocardii; Amphioxiformes; Branchiostomatidae
Product: solute carrier family 35 member E1-like
Exons: 6
Coding region: 66-1262 (398 amino acids)
Cellular component (GO): Golgi apparatus
Molecular function (GO): antiporter activity
Source: RefSeq, a predicted model, not a curated record